Molecule: messenger RNA, 1497 nt
Organism: Fusarium keratoplasticum
Lineage: Eukaryota; Fungi; Ascomycota; Sordariomycetes; Hypocreales; Nectriaceae
Product: DHQ-synthase domain-containing protein
Exons: 3
Coding region: 1-1497 (498 amino acids)
Biological process (GO): antibiotic biosynthetic process
Molecular function (GO): 3-dehydroquinate synthase activity
Source: RefSeq, a predicted model, not a curated record
AUGUCUGAUAUGAAGGCCACUGUCGAGCCCACCACAAAAGGCUUCUCAGUCUGCGGCUACGAAAAGAUUGAAUACGACUUCGAGUUUCUCGAUGGCGUCUUCAACGUUGCCAACGUGCAGCUGGCCCAGUGCUACAAGCCCUGGGGUCGCUGCCUCGCCGUCAUGGAUUUAAACAUUUUCAACCUGUACGGCGAUGAGAUGCAGAAGUACUUUGAUCAUCAUGGCAUCACUCUCAAGAUUCACAAGACCAUGAUUGGCGAAAAGGCCAAGAGCAUGGAAACCUUGCUUUCUAUUGUUGAUUCUAUGACGGAGUUUGGCAUCUACCGAAAGGAACCUGUCCUCGUUGUUGGUGGUGGCCUUGUCACUGAUGUGGCUGGGUUUGCCUGUGCUGCCUAUCGCCGCAACACCAACUACAUCCGCAUCCCGACCACAGUCAUCGGCCUCAUCGACGCCUCAGUCUCCAUCAAAGUUGCCGUCAACUACGGCCGCUACAAGAACCGCCUAGGAGCCUACCACGCCCCCUCCCACACAUUCCUUGACUUUACCUUCCUCCGCACUCUCCCCAAAGCGCAGAUCCGCAACGGAUUUGCCGAGCUCAUCAAGAUCUCCACAUGUGCUCAUCACGAGACCUAUGAGUUGCUCGAUGGGUACUGCGAGGAGUUGAUUGACACAGCUUUUGGUCGUUCUGAUGAUGCUUCGGAGGAGAUCAAGACUGUUGCUGACAAGAUCUGUCGGGCUGGCAUUUAUGAGAUGUUGAAACUGGAGACGCCGAAUCUUCAUGAGAUUAUGCUUGACCGCGUGAUUGCCUACGGACACACUUGGUCUCCUCUACAUGAACUUGUGCCAGAGACACCUCUUCGACAUGGUCAUGCCAUCUCUAUUGACAUGGCCUACUCAGCCACACUUGCUCAUUCGAGGGGACUCCUCUCGUCUGAAGAGCACAAGCGCUUGCUAAACCUCUUCUCUCGAGCAGGUCUCUCCAUGGACCACCCCCAGUUCGACGGUCCUCUAUUGGAGAAUGCCACAGCUGCCAUCCUCAAGACACGAGACGGCAAGCUUCGGGCUGCAGUUCCUGUCAGCCCCAUGGGCGACUGUGUAUUCCUCAACGAUGUCAGCCAUGAAGAGAUGUGCGGCGCACUUGAGACACACAAGAAGCUCAUGAAGAGCUUCCCUCGUCAGGGCGAAGGUCUUGAAGCCUACGUGGAUGCCAGUGACACCGGCUAUACGGUCCAAGGAACACCGGUAGAGAACGGUGCUUCCAAGGGUCUGCCCAUGAAUAGUGUCGAAAACAGUUAUCUUCAUGCAUCUGGCCCAGAGGGUGUAGAUGGUCUUCAGAGCAGCAGCGACGAGGAGACGACCAACUACACCCUCAACGGUCGAUCCAAUGGGUAUAAAGACGGAGUUGGCAAGCUCAGCAGUGGAUUGAAGGACAAGGUGAAUGGUCUGGAGAAUCACAUUUUCAACACUGUUGCUGUUGAUAGUCUGCGUGGAUCUUGA